AUGUCGCAAGGACAAGAAAGAAGAUCGGAAAAGUUGCUGCCGGUUGCCCUCCUAGGGCUAGGGAUCCUCCUCCAGCUCGCUGGCUGCAGCCCUCCACCGGACCCGGUGGUGUGCACGCACGGCACGUCCAACUGCACCGUCACCAACACGUACGGCUUCUUCCUCUGCCCCGCGGCCAACGUCACCUACCCGCGGACAGAGAAAGAGCUCGUCGCGGCUGUGGCGGCCGUGGCGGCCGUGAAACGGAAGGUGAAAGUGGCCACCAAGCACUCACACAGCAUCCCCAAGCUCGCGUGCCCCGGCGGCCACGAUGGCACAAUCAUAAGCACCGCGCGGCUGAACCGGACAGUGCGCGUCGACGCCGAGAAGCGACUCAUGACGGUGGAGAGCGGCAUGCUACUCCGGGACCUCAUCGAGGCCGCCGCCGCCGAGGGCCUGUCCUUGCCGCAUUCACCGUACUGGUCCGGCCUGACCAUCGGUGGGCUCCUGGCGACGGGCGCGCACGGGAGCUCGCUGUGGGGCAAAGGGGGCGCUGUUCACGAGUACGUGGUCGGGCUGAGGAUCGUGACGCCGGCGCCGGCCAGCCAGGGGUUCGCCGUGGUGAGGGAGCUUGGCGCCCAUCACCCGGACCUGGACGCCGCCAAGGUCUCCAUUGGCGUGCUGGGCGUCAUCUCUCAGGUAACUCUGGCCUUGCAGUCGCUGUUCAAGCGGUCGGUGACGUUCGUGAAGCGGGACGACUCAGACUUCGCGGACCGGGUGGCCAUGUGGGGCCGCCUCCACGAGUUCGGCGACAUGAUCUGGCUGCCGCAGCAGGGCAAGGUCGUCUACCGCCAGGACGACCGCGUCGACGUCUCCACGCCAGGCGACGGCCUCAAUGACAUGUUCCUUUUCCGCGCCAAUCCCACCCGGGCGACCAUCGCUGCAAGAGCCGCGGAGGAGCUGCUGCAGGAGAACAGCACCGACACCGCCCGGUGCGCGGCGGCGCAACUGCAGGCGGACACGCUGGAGAGGCUGGCCUACGGCUUCACCAACGAUGGCGCCUCCUUCACGGGGUACCCGGUGGUGGGGUACCAGCACCGCAUCCAGGCGUCUGGCACAUGCGUCGACAGCCCAGAGGACGGCCUCCGCUCCGCCUGCGGCUGGGACCCGUGGAUCCCGAGUUCUUUCAACGACAACUCCGGCUUCAGCGUCGCUCUCUCCAAGGCGCCGGCAUUCAUCGCUGACAUGCAGCGCCUCCGGGAUCUCAACCCUGCCGUGUUUUGUGCUGGCGUCGACCCUAGGAUAGGUGUGGCCUUCCGCUACAUCAAGGCAUCAUCUGCCUACCUCGGCAAGGCCGAGGACUCGAUUGCCAUCGACAUCGUCUACUACCGUAGCCACACCGCCGGCAUGCCACGCGUGCACGCCGACGUGGUGGACGAGAUCGAGCAGAUGGCGUUGCGCAAGUACGAUGCCCUGCCGCACUGGGGCAAGAACCGCAAUAUCGCUUUCAACGGUGCCAUCUCGAAGUACCCAAAAGCCAACGAGUUCCUAAUGGUGAAGGAUAGGUACGACCCUGACGGACUCUUCUCCAGUGAGUGGAGCGACCAGGUGCUCGGCAUCAAUGGGAGUCCCAAUAUCACCAAAGAGCAUUGUGCCAUCGAAGGACUCUGCGUCUGCUCCAAGGACUCGCAUUGCGCGCCUGAGCAGGGCUACUUCUGCCGACCGGGGAAGGUGUACGCGAAGGCUAGAGUUUGCUCAUUUGGCAAGGAUUAUUAGGGAUGGUGAGAAUCCAAGAGAGUGAAUUCUGUUGCGGUGUUUGAGUUUUGUAAGGGGGUCAUCGAUUUUAAGACGAUUCAUUGAGUCGUUAGAUAGAAGUCGAGUUAAACUAGCGAGUUGUACUCUGGGUGGUGUCGUGUUGGGUUCGGUCAUGUGAGGUGUUGGGUGUUAGUGUCUACCUAUAU
Triticum aestivum (bread wheat) is the source of this 1940-nucleotide messenger RNA. Its product is annotated as L-gulonolactone oxidase 2-like. Gene Ontology annotation, cellular component: membrane. Gene Ontology annotation, molecular function: FAD binding; D-arabinono-1,4-lactone oxidase activity. The record is from RefSeq and is a predicted model, not a curated record. NCBI's taxonomy places the organism in Eukaryota, Viridiplantae, Streptophyta, Magnoliopsida, Poales, Poaceae. The transcript has a single exon. Bases 1 to 1755 code for a protein of 584 amino acids.